AUAAGAUAUUGUUAAAAAAGAUAUUUAACAAAUAUUUCUACAAAUUGUAUUUAAUAUCGAUCGUUAUCAUGUCUAUUUCGCUCAAAUUUGAUGAAAACCAAACAGACGAAAAUAUAGACUUAAUCACUUUCAAACGUUGGCUUGGACUGCAAUCAUGCAUCAACUGUAAGAAUGGUACUGGCUAUAUAGAUAAAGAAUACCAUCCGACAAAAGCGGAUAUUAUGUUCAAAAAAAAAAUAAAGAUGUUGAUUGCCAAUAUUACAUAUAAUGGCAUUGCUUUUUUGGUUACUCAAGAUGUUGAGAAAUAUGUAUGGGAAGAUAAAAAUGCAAAAAUGACAUUCAAUUUUGAAGUUCAAUCUACAGACAAUAAGGUUGAAAAUAAAAUUGAAAUUAUGGUAAAACUCUCACACUAUAUAUAUUAUACUUCCCAUAAGAUUGAUUGGAGCAAUACAAGAAUUAUAAAAGCAGCAACUAAUAAGAGUAAUUUUCUCGUUUUGACUGACGAUGGCAAAAUAUAUUACACAAAUGGUUGGAUAGAAGGAAAAAAAUGCAGUAUACAUGAAAUAAAUAUCGAAGAGAAGAUUACAUGCAUAAGUUGCGGAAUAAAUUUUUUUGUGAUAAUUACCGAUAACUAUAAAAUGUACUGUUGGGGUAUAUGUGACAACGAUCAAUUGAGUUUGUGUAGGACUAAUAGCAAAAUGAUAAAAAAGCAUAGAAAUUUGGAUGAGGAUUUAACUUUUACCACUUAUACUCAAUACGACGAAAUAGUAAGUUCUGUUGAACGGCCAUGUGAAAUAACCGCAUUUAAAGACAAAAUAAUUGUCAAGGUAGCUUGUGGGAUUGAUUACAUACUUGUUCUAAGUAAUAAAGGGAAACUCUACGGCUGGGGAUCAAACAUUUACGAUCAAUUUAACAAAAGUUACAAUACUUCUCCUAUCAAGAUAUACAUAAAAAAUGUAAAAAAAAUAUCAGACAUCGCUGUCAUUGAUUACAAAAGCUUUGUCAAGUCUAGCGUGGGACAUAUCUACAUGUGGGGCUUUAUUUUUAAUGUACCAAUUAAAAAAUAUGUUCCCUGUGAAUUUACGAACGCGUUUGACAUAUUCAACUCGACGACAGCUCUUUCACCAAUGUCCAUGGCCAUGGCAUAUGAAUUCAUAAAUGAAGAAUUACACAUAUUAAAUGAUUUGGAAACUGCAUUCGACGAUCAGUCAACAAGUGAUCUCACGAUAAUGGUCAAGAAACAAUCAAUUUAUGUUCACAAAGUUAUCCUGAUAAUUCGUUCUACAUAUUUUAGAAGUGUGCUCCAAACUAUUUAUGUUGAAAAUAGGUAUAUUUUUACUAAAAAAAAACAUCAUAGUGAAUAA
Acromyrmex echinatior (Panamanian leafcutter ant) is the source of this 1364-nucleotide messenger RNA. Its product is annotated as RCC1 and BTB domain-containing protein 2. The record is from RefSeq and is a predicted model, not a curated record. Gene Ontology annotation, molecular function: protein binding. Lineage: Eukaryota; Metazoa; Arthropoda; Insecta; Hymenoptera; Formicidae.